AUGAGGCCGCUCCGGCUGCUGCCCUUGUUGUGCGUGUUCGUGCUGGGUGUGCGGGCGGAUGAACACGAGCACACGUAUCAAGAAAAAGAGGAGGUGGUUUUAUGGAUGAACACAGUGGGACCAUACCACAAUCGGCAAGAGACAUACAAGUACUUCUCCCUUCCAUUCUGUGUUGGAACAAAGAAAAGUAUUAGUCACUAUCAUGAAACAUUAGGAGAAGCUCUGCAAGGAGUUGAAUUAGAAUUUAGUGGUUUAGAUAUUAAAUUUAGAGAGGAUGUCAUGCAAGCAACAUAUUGUGAAAUAGAGUUGGACAAGGCGAAGAGGGAUGCGUUUGUUUACGCAAUAAAGAACCACUACUGGUACCAGAUGUACAUAGAUGACUUGCCAAUAUGGGGUAUUGUUGGAGAGGCUGAUGAAAAUGGAGAAGAUUACUACCUUUGGACAUACAAAAAGCUUGAAAUUGGCUAUAACGGAAAUCGUAUAGUAGAUGUAAAUCUCACCAGUGAAGGCAAAGUAAAGCUUGUCCCCAAUACCAAGGUUCAAAUGUCCUACUCUGUUAAAUGGAAGAAAUCCGAUGUCCGGUUUGAAGAUCGAUUUGACAAAUACCUUGACCCUUCAUUUUUCCAGCACAGGAUACACUGGUUUUCAAUCUUCAAUUCUUUUAUGAUGGUUAUUUUUUUGGUGGGAUUGGUAUCCAUGAUUCUUAUGAGAACCUUAAGGAAAGAUUAUGCCAGAUACAGCAAAGAGGAGGAAAUGGAUGACAUGGAUCGAGAUCUAGGCGAUGAAUACGGUUGGAAACAGGUCCAUGGGGAUGUUUUCAGACCUUCCAGUCAUCCUCUUAUCUUCUCAUCACUUAUUGGGUCAGGAUGUCAGAUCUUCUCAGUGUCUCUUAUUGUAAUUAUUGUAGCCAUGAUUGAAGAUUUGUACACAGAGAGAGGUUCAAUGCUAAGCACAGCAAUAUUUGUUUAUGCUGCUACAUCCCCCGUCAAUGGUUACUUUGGAGGAAGUCUCUAUGCCAGACAAGGAGGUCGACGGUGGAUAAAGCAAAUGUUCAUUGGAGCUUUCCUAAUCCCAGCAAUGGUUUGUGGGACAGCAUUCUUUAUCAAUUUCAUUGCCAUAUAUUAUCAUGCUUCCAGAGCAAUCCCAUUUGGAACAAUGGUUGCUGUAUGCUGCAUUUGUUUCUUUGUGAUCCUUCCAUUGAACCUAGUGGGAACAAUACUUGGUCGAAAUUUGGCAGGACAGCCCAACUUCCCUUGUCGUGUCAAUGCAGUUCCGCGACCCAUCCCAGAGAAAAAGUGGUUCAUGGAACCAGCUGUCAUUGUAUGCCUUGGUGGAAUACUACCUUUUGGAUCCAUUUUUAUUGAAAUGUAUUUCAUAUUUACCUCUUUCUGGGCAUACAAGAUCUACUAUGUAUAUGGCUUUAUGAUGUUGGUUUUGGUCAUCCUCUGCAUUGUGACUGUUUGCGUAACUAUUGUUUGUACAUACUUCCUUCUAAAUGCCGAGGAUUACAGGUGGCAAUGGACAAGUUUUCUUUCUGCUGCCUCCACUGCAAUCUAUGUUUACAUGUAUUCAUUUUACUACUACUUUUUCAAAACAAAAAUGUAUGGAUUGUUUCAGACAUCAUUUUACUUUGGAUAUAUGGCAGUUUUUAGCACCGCUUUGGGAAUUAUGUGUGGAGCGAUUGGUUACAUGGGAACAAGUGCCUUUGUCCGGAAAAUUUACACUAAUGUGAAAAUUGACUGA
Molecule: messenger RNA, 1743 nt
Organism: Staurois parvus
Lineage: Eukaryota; Metazoa; Chordata; Amphibia; Anura; Ranidae
Source: the annotation of a GenBank genome assembly